CGUCGCCUUCGGCUCUCACGCCAGCACCCCAUCGCACGCGAGCGAUCGAAAGCAUGAGCGAGCACCGUGGAGUUCCUAAACGAAGGAGGCUUCUUUGCGCGGAGGCCGGGGGCGGGGGCCAGGAGUCAGUGGAACCAGCUGCGGUGUUACGAACGGCGGUGGAGACUCGUAAAGUGCCAAUGACGGAGGUGUCCGAGGCGCUGAGGGUUCUGGCGGAAGAUGGCGGCUCCCCGCUGUCUUGCAGAGCCGAGGACGUGGAGGGUAGCUGGGAGCUCGUUUUCAGCACCCAGCUCAAGAGCGGGUACAUGCCGAUCCGUGAGCUUGUCGGCUUCUACCCGUCCCGCGAAGAGGCCUCCAUCGACGCUACGGCUGGGCCGCUGCCAAUCGGGGGCAUGCGCGGCAAGUGCUGGUGGAGGGGGGGCGAGGAGAACGAGUUGGCGUUUAUGCUGGGUGCCGUGAAGCUAGGCCCACUCAAAUUCGGCAAGGACAAGAACGAGGUCAAGACGUACAAGUUCUUCGUAAACGAUGGAAAGGUUCUGGCGGCAAGAAGCAGCGCGGGGGGGUUCGCGCUUCUUUCGCGCGUCCCUGAAGAGGGGUAGCCGAGAAGAGCAGCUUUGGGGGAUUUUCAACGGCGGCGGCUCCAUCGAUACACAGCAGUAUUGCCGGUUCACGAACAGUAUCUUGUGCGGAGACAACGACGGUUCGAUCAUGAGGCACUGGGAACUUGGGGGCGUGGGAGAAGUGACGCUCCAUGGACAACACUAGGGAAUGCAUUCAGCUAUCACGUCCCGUAGUAUAUUUAUUUUUUUGCAAGAACCGAGUCUCUUAUGCCGACAGAUAAACGAGUCCGGGAUUAAUUGGCGAAUGUUUCAGUGUGUUGUCGGGUCUUGGGACGUAGAGUAGUUCGAUUAUUGCACAACCGCCGCGGAGUUCGUAUCGUUUCUUGUUGGCAAGAGUGCCCGCACAAGUGUUGGGUGCAGGUUCCAUUGACGUCCUGCUGUAUGUCGGAGGAGUUUCAGGAUUGACAAAUAGUAAGAGUUUGUCGUUUCGACUGUAAAGCGCGGAGCCAAAAUAGGCAAGUACCUCUCCUCUUUGAAUUUUUCGUUCGUGCCUCAGCAUCGUCGUCGCUGCAACCGUUGCCCAGCUUCGCACGAUUCCCCCGAGGCAUAAGGUUGAGAUCACAGAUGAGCUGCUGCCAUGAAACUGCCCAAU
Messenger RNA from Ectocarpus sp. CCAP 1310/34, 1212 nucleotides. Lineage: Eukaryota; Phaeophyceae; Ectocarpales; Ectocarpaceae. The record is from the annotation of a GenBank genome assembly.